Guyanagaster necrorhizus is the source of this 1540-nucleotide messenger RNA. RefSeq lists its product as uncharacterized. Lineage: Eukaryota; Fungi; Basidiomycota; Agaricomycetes; Agaricales; Physalacriaceae. Gene Ontology annotation, biological process: SCF-dependent proteasomal ubiquitin-dependent protein catabolic process. Gene Ontology annotation, cellular component: SCF ubiquitin ligase complex; cytoplasm. Gene Ontology annotation, molecular function: protein binding. The transcript has 6 exons. The record is from RefSeq and is a predicted model, not a curated record. Bases 17 to 1318 code for a protein of 433 amino acids.
UUGUAAGGCUUUUCCUAUGCAACGACCACUAGUGGAGGAUUCGGAGGAGCUGAAGAGGUUCAGAGCAGAAUGGAAAGCAGAGGUAGAGCAUAGGAAAGCCAUCGCUGAGCCCAACAUCAAGGGCAUCGUUGACAACAGUGAGCACAAGCCUGCUCUGAAUUUACCUCAGCAUACUCUAUCACCUCCUACGAAGCCUCAGCUCCAUGUAUCCGCCCUUUCUAAUGUGCCUCUAUCGGAAGCGCAAGGAUCAGCUCUGGCCGUGUAUCGCAGUGCUGUCGCACACGAGCAACGCGGUGACCUCGAUGAGGCUCUUCGGCUGUAUCGCCAGGCAUUUCGGAAGGACCCCAAUGUCGACAGGGCUUACCAUCGCGAAGAGAUCAUCGCUUCAUCUUUCUCUACUCAAUUACACGAUACCCAGUAUGCCGUCGUUGCAGAAGUGCCUAUGCACAGGCCUAAGGGGACCAGUGUCGUAUGGGCUGCCUCUUUGGCAAAUAUAGUUGCUGGUUUUCCGGAAAUGCUGCACUUCGAGCCUGAGAUAGAGGAAGAUGACGUCCAUCUGCAGAGAAUUCCAGAUGAGGUCCUUAUCAAGAUCCUGACUAGACUUGACCCUACAUCCCUUGAGCGAUUCGCUGCAGUCAACCGGAAGGCUCGGGUAUUCAGUCUUGACUCGACAAUAUGGAGGAAACUGGUCACUGCAACAUACAGGCCGCCCCAGGUACCCAACCAAGAAGCGCUGCAUGCCGUGUUGGAAAGAUGUCUGUAUGACUAUCGCAGGGUGUUCAUAGAACAUCCGAGGGUGCGAAUGGAUGGUGUUUACAUUGCCGUCUGCCACUACGUUCGUUCAGGACUGAGUGAGAACUCUUGGGUGAAUGUCAACCAUUUGAUAACCUACCACCGGUACCUGCGUUUCUACCCUAACGGACUUGUCAUCUCCCUUCGUACAAACGAAGAACAACCUCCUCAACAUGUUAUACCCCUUCUAAAACCCAGUCUUCGUAUGAAGGGAUGUCUAUUUGGGCGCUGGACACUCACCGAUACAACUAUAUACAUGACAAAUCUCGUCGAAGGGAGUGGGAAUCUACCCAACCCUCCUGACACCGACUUUUCCGACCUAUCUGACAUCAUUUUAGCCAAUUCUGACACGAUCCGUUAUGUCUUCAGUAUGUCCCUCUCCCUUCGGUCUCGUCCUCUUGGGAGAUGGAACAAAUUGGACAUAAGUUCUUUUAAUUCGGUGAACAUAGAGACGGGAGAUGUGUCUCCCGUUGUUUUGAAGCACGAGAGGUCCUUCUGGUUUUCCAAAGUUCGGUCAUAUGCCUGACAAUCUUGCCGUAUACCGGCUCGCUUAAUAGAAGUUACCUUAUCGUGUAUGUGAUUGGGGACCUAUCUGACGGUUUUAGAUUGUCAGGACACGAUGCGGCGGUGUAAUUCCAACACUUGCAACCUAAGUAUAUGAUGAUAUAAAUGUAGGAUAUCUAGUAUAUGUACCAGCCUCCAAUCUGAAAACAUGUAUGAAAGCGGUGUGUUAGUAAUAAGGAUUGGA